AUGACCAAAACUGAUGAAGCUAGUGUUUUGAAGCAAUUAGAGAGCGUACGCUUUGGAGAGUGGAUUAUACAUCCAGCGAGUAGAUCACCUUAUCCUAUUUUGCAAACUACAAAUAUAAACAAACUCUACGUAUGCUCGAGAUGCUUUGAAUAUAUGACAUCCAGAACUACGUACAAGGAGCAUAUAACUGAUUGUCCACAUCCUAUACCACCUGGUAAGAAAGUCUACGAUGGACACGGUCAGCGUAUAUACAAAGUAGAUGGCUAUUUCUUUAAAUCAUUUUGUCAAAACCUCUCUCUCUUUGGAAAGUUAUUUAUUGACAAUAAAACUGUGUACUUUGAUUUGGAAUCAUUCGAUUACUUCGUUUUAACAGAUAAUGAUCAACCAGUGGGGUAUUUUUCUAAAGAAAAACAUAACGUAGAUCAAUACAAUUUGGCUUGCAUAGUCACUUUCCCACCUUUUCAAAAUAAAAGUUACGGUAGAUUGCUCAUAGAAUGCAGUUAUGCACUCUCCCAUUUGGAUGGCUACUAUGGUACACCUGAAAGACCAUUAUCUGAUCUAGGAAUGCGUAGCUAUGUGAGCUUCUGGAUGGAUAUACUAAGGCGAUCACUACCAGAUCAAAAAACUGAAUGGACGUUAUCACAAUGGUCGCAGAAAACUGGAUUGAAAGAAGAGGAUAUCACAUUAGCACUCAAACAAUCAAAAUUGCUCGAUCAUAGGGUGACCAUAAAAACUAUUGACGAGAAUCGCACUGUAUUUGUUAUAUCACCUGAUGAUGAUGCUCUUACAAAACCGCUGAAAUCUUUCAAGCUCGAUUUGGAUUGUUUGUUACCCGAUGAGUAG
This is a messenger RNA of Wallemia mellicola CBS 633.66, 843 nucleotides long. Its product is annotated as acyl-CoA N-acyltransferase. Gene Ontology annotation, molecular function: histone acetyltransferase activity. Gene Ontology annotation, biological process: regulation of DNA-templated transcription. NCBI's taxonomy places the organism in Eukaryota, Fungi, Basidiomycota, Wallemiomycetes, Wallemiales, Wallemiaceae. The transcript is spliced from 5 exons. The record is from RefSeq and is a predicted model, not a curated record. Bases 1 to 843 code for a protein of 280 amino acids.